AACGUAUAGAUGACAACCCGUCAAAUACAGGAAGCUAAACACCUGAGUAAUAAAAAAAACAAUCCAAUUUUCGUCACGUUAUGACCAUUUAAGAAUUUGUUUCGUUGCAUAAUAUUUUCGCAACAUUGCUUUUCGAGACAAAAUUACUAAUUGUCUAUAAAUAAUAACUUUUAAACGAUUGAAUUUCAAAGUGAACAAACUAGGUCACUUACCUGUAAUCCAGGUGUGUUGAUUUGAAAAAAGGCAAAAUGAAUGGAACGAAAUUAAUGCAGCUGAUCAAGGUUGCCUUGUUCGGAUCAUCAACCUUGUUGUGUGUGUUGGCCAUGUUUUUGCCCUACUGGUUUACUUUCACAUUGAAGAUCUCUCGUGAUGUUGGUAUAGGCAAGGAGGAACGCAGUGCCACAGUGAAUGUGGGCCUGUUCUUUAUUGACAACGGGAAAUUCAUGAUGUCCAUGGUCAGUCAUAUGGACAAGGCAAACAACAUGCAGGCCAUUCCAGGCAUCUGGAAGAUGUCCAUGUUGUUCUUUGGCCUUGGUACAUCAGGCAUCUUUGUGUGCACCAUUGCUGCCCUGAUCUACUUCUGCAGGAAGUACAACUCUGCCACAGGGGAAAUGUGCCUUGCUGCCUUCAUGAUACCCACUGCUGUGUGUCAGGUGCUGGGAUUAAUUUUCGCAUUCCUCACUAAGUCGCUGACAGAGUCAUGGGAACAGUACAACAUCCACAGCUUCUACAUGCAAACAACUGACGCACCCGAAUUCAACUACAACUUCGGGGUGUAUGUGGCGGCAGUGGGCGCGGCAAUUGGUGUGGUGGGUCUGGUCGUGGCUUGGCUCCAGGCUUGCCAACUGUGUCACCACGUGGAGAAUGUACGCUAUCAGAUGCUGCACGCAGCCCUAACAGAGGAGGAGAAGGGGUACUACACUGGCAGCAAGGGCAUGGGCAUUGAGGAGAAACCAGGCUUCAGAUACGAUGGUCGCUAUGGUGAUGAGAUGGAAUAGAGGCAGCUGCAUGAGAUUUUAAUGCAGUUAAUUGUGCAUACUAUAAGCUUCCAAGGAUGUUUUUUUCUACACACUUUGAAUGGGGCCAAGGCCUUUAAUUUUUUAAGAGGAAAUUUAUCUCUAUAAAGUUUGUAUAUGGGCACAUUUUAUUUGUUUGAAAAUUUUAUUUGUUGUAGCAAUUUUGCUGUGAGGGACACUUGCCCAGGCCCUGCAUAACUAAGUCUUCAAGUCCAGAUAGGUCAAUAUUGCAAUUACAUUGUGAAUCUUACUGUCUUUAAAAAGGGGGAAGAGGAUUAAACAAUCCAUGGGGUAACUCAUUUUUGUAUAAAGAAUUAAGCUGGUGCGUGACUCAUUUUUCACCUUAGUCAAGAUGGUAAAAUGCCCUUGGAGUUCUUGUAUCAGAUUAUAAGAUUACUGGAAGGAUCUGGUCUUUUUUCUUAUUUUCCACUUUGAAUAAUAAAGUGCUUUUGGCCAUACAUAAGCUUGACAUAAGCAAUUUUGUCUUAAUAGGCUGAGAUUUAUUUGUUUGUAAUAUAAUAUGUGACUUGUGCAUUAAGUAUAAACAUGAACACAAGACAACAUGAUAUUUUACUUGCUUUACAAAUUAUAAAUUUUAUUGUCCAUUUUAUUUUUUAAUCACUGACCCCUGUUCAAACAGUAGAUCUUGUACAUUUAGUUCUGGUUUUCACGUAUUUUAAAACUUGAACCAAUCCUCUGAACAAAAUAUUUAAAUUAAUGUUUAGACUACAAGUAAAAAGGUUCUGUUUGGGACAUAUUCUUGCUUAUUAAAAUUACACUACAUUAUUUUAUAAGCGUGUAAUUGCUGUCUUGUAAUAAUUUCGAUUGUUCGUCUUACUGUACUUAUUCAGAAUUGAAUUGUAAAUAGUUAAAACAGAAUUCACUUCCUAUGUAUUGUUUAUACUUGUACCAUAAUAUCAUCACUGUCAUAAAAAUACUUAAUGCAGAUCUUAAAAAGAUAAAUACCAAGUGUUAGAAAUUGGUUUCUUUACAUAUUUGUAUGAGUAGUCUUGGUAAUUAAGUCAAGGAAUAGUCAAGGAGUGUGAUCAUAAUAUUAUAAUAAAUGUCUUGACACAGAUAUGCAUUAUUUCUGAUAAUUUGUUCAUUGUUCAAUUGCAACUUGUUUAAAUUGUGAAGGUUUGCUGUUUAAAUAGUUAUUUUUAGAUUUUUUAGUCAUCUUAAUAUCAUGGGAAAAAAAUUAAUGUACACAAUAUUUUAUUUGAUAUUAUUUUCCUUAUUCACUGUUGUAUAUAACUGGAACCAAAACACAUUUCAUUUUAAACGUUCAGUUCAGGUAAUAUCAUGUACCUAUUGCAUUCGACAUUUCUGCAUGUAUUUUUAGUGUAUCAGCUUUUCAUACUUUUAAUAAAAUGUUAUAAUCAAUAAAAA
Molecule: messenger RNA, 2405 nt
Organism: Dreissena polymorpha
Lineage: Eukaryota; Metazoa; Mollusca; Bivalvia; Myida; Dreissenidae
Exons: 4
Coding region: 249-998 (249 amino acids)
Source: RefSeq, a predicted model, not a curated record